Hypoxylon fragiforme is the source of this 2948-nucleotide messenger RNA. RefSeq names its product P-loop containing nucleoside triphosphate hydrolase protein. Gene Ontology annotation, molecular function: microtubule binding; GTPase activity; GTP binding. NCBI's taxonomy places the organism in Eukaryota, Fungi, Ascomycota, Sordariomycetes, Xylariales, Hypoxylaceae. Gene Ontology annotation, cellular component: cytoplasm; microtubule; membrane. The record is from RefSeq and is a predicted model, not a curated record. The coding region runs from base 403 to 2580 and encodes 725 amino acids. The transcript has 3 exons.
CAUUGAAGCUCUAGAUGUACAUAUCCAUGGAUGCAGCAUCUACCAACAUCAUGAUACAUCUUAGGCACUCAGGCAUGUGCCUGCAUACAAAGUAGGCAUGCACAUAGUAAGCACCCUAAGGCAUAAUUUUUAAUUUAGCCUUGCAACAUUCAAUGUUGAACUAGGGCGAUACAUACUAGAUACAAACACAACCUUGGAAACAUUGAACAUUGAACUGCCUACCUAGUAGUGUUAGCUACCUACAUAUGUAGGCAUUGUAGGGUAUAUAUGAACCUACCUAAGGUACUCUACACCACAUAGCAGUUCUCUCCAGACGUCCAGGUUUUCAACCAGUAUCUGACCACCUUCACCACUUCUCAAAAUAACUAUACCCGUCAAGUGUAAAAUACUUGUAUCACUUCAAUGACGCGAAGAAACACAAACAAAUCUACCAAACUCACAAUGGAUCUCGCCGAGGACAUUUCUCGCAAGACUGCAGGAUUCAUCCAGUCCGAAAAUCACCGGGAUCUACUUGACAUCGUUGACUCACUUAGAUCUCAUGGUGUCAGUCACUAUGUUGACCUACCACAGAUCAUUGUGUGCGGUAGUCAAUCAUCCGGGAAAAGUUCCACCCUUGAAUCCCUUUCCGGCAUUGCCUUUCCGACUUCUGAAGGUCUCUGCACACGCUUCGCUACCGAAUUGAUACUCCGACGAGGCAACAAUCAUGAAAUCAAGGUGAAUAUUCAGCCUGGCAAAGACCGGACCAAUGAGGAGAGAGCCCGGCUGUCAGCCUUCACCAGGACAAUGUCAGAGGACCAAGAUGACUUUUACACCAUUGUCGAGAAUGCUAAAGAGGCGAUGGGUCUCACCGGCAACGCUGGUGCCAGGGUUUUCACCACCGAUGUUUUGCGAGUCGAGAGCACAUCACCAGACGCCCCGAACCUCACUCUCGUCGACCUGCCUGGCUUAUUUGGCGCCUCCGACAAGAACCAAUCUGAUGAUGACGCUGCCCUGGUCGAGGACCUUGUGGUAUCAUAUAUGAACCAAAGUCGCAGCAUCAUUCUAGCUGUCAUCGCAGCCGACAAUCCUUUUACCAACCAACCAGUGACCAAGUUUGCGCGACAGAUCGACCAGUCCGGUAUGAGGACGCUUGGUCUCAUUACGAAACCAGACAAGAUCGACAUGGGCUCGGAUAGUGAAAAGUAUUACGUGGAGCUGGCACAGAACCUGAAUGUGAAGCUACAUCUCGGAUGGCACGUCCUACGUAAUAGAAGCCACGCUACAGCUGACGACACCAUCGAGGAGAGGGACAAUAGGGAAACCGAGUUCUUUGCUGACUCUGCCUGGAACACUAUUGACUCAUCGCAACUUGGAGUUGAACCACUGAGAGAGCGGCUGCGAAAGAUCCUUUGGAAUCAGAUUCAGACUGGACUACCAGGAGUCAAGACAGAGGUGCAAUCGGGAAUCAAGGAUUGCAAAGCCAAGCUAUUGCAACUUGGCGAGGCACGUAGCACACAGAGAGAGAAGCAUACUUAUCUUCAGCGCAUAAGCAGCCGUCUAUGCAAACUAGUCCGAGCAGCUAUUGAUGGGGUAUAUGCGGAUCAAUUUUUUGAGUCUUUCCCAGGCCAGGGCCAGCAGGAGGCGCUUAGCAGGCGACUACGCGCCAACGUACAGAAGAUUGUCAGUAACUAUGCUGUAAAGAUGCGUGCCGAUGGCCACGCCCUAGAAAUCGUGGAAGACGACCUGAAACCCACUAGGACUUCGCGGCAGCAGUAUAUUAUGAGGGAGUCAUAUCUGGAAAUUGUGAAGGAACUUAUGAUCGAAUGCCGAGGGCGUGAACUCCCUGGAACGUACAAUCCUUUAGUCGUUGGGGAUCUAUUCAGUAGACAGUGCAAACCUUGGGAACGAAUCACGCAUAAUCUCGUUGAGCAGAUACAUGGGGCUGCCCUUCUCACUUUCAACAAGAUUGUGUCGGAAAUCUCGGAUGAAAACACCAGAUCUCGCCUCAUGACAAGGCACAUCCAGCCUCAAUUGCACCGACUCCGGCAGAAUCUGCAAGCAAAAGUUGACGAGUUGUUGAUGCCCCAUUUGUCUAUCCAUCCGAUCACAUACAACGACUACUUGACCGAUACCGUGGAAAAAACCCAAAAGUCGCGUCAUGACCGACAUUUUAACGUAUUGUCUAGCACGUUAUGCAAGUACACAACAAAGGAUGCACCAGUUACUGCAACGGUGAACCUAGGUCAGCUACUCAAUGGCUUGAUGAAAGGGACUCGACCCAAUGUUAAGGAUUACACUGCUUCGUUGGCGGCCGACGUUGCCGAAGCAUACUAUCAGGUUGCGUUGAAGAAGUUCACUGACGAUAUCAGCGUAAACGCCAUCGAGGUCUGCUUAAUCCAAUGCCUACCAGAUGUGUUCUCUCCGGAUACCGUAUGGGAUCUUACAGAGGAGAAAGUUGAACAACUAGGGUCAGAAGAUGAUGAGACAGUGAAAGAACGUGCCGCUUUACAGAAGAAGCUAGCUGUGCUAGAAGAAGGUCUCAAGGAUCUGGAUGCAUUUACUGCGCGCUCUAAUGCUACUGGGCAUAGGAGAUAUGAGUAGAGGUGCCUAUGAGGAAGUCAGGCAUACCCGAGACAGCUCUAUUGGAACGAGAGUCCUCGCCAUCUCUACCGUUCACCAGUGACAUAACUUGGGAUGUUAAGAGUUAUUGCUCGGCUAGGUGGGCAUUGACUUGUAGGUGAAGGUGCAUGGGACGAUGAUGCUGUACACUAACUUCCGCCAUGUUUUUGUGGGAAGAGAUUGGGCAUCUUACUAUGUAAUAGAUCUACCUACCUACCUAGGUAGGUAUACAGUAAACCCAAGUCCCUAGGUACCCAGUAGUCAAUAGGUAGUAGAUAACCUUUCUGAUCGCCGGUUUCCUGGUUCUUUAAUAUCUUUUGAUUCUCUGCGUUAUUUUUCUUGCCUUAUGG